Molecule: messenger RNA, 2171 nt
Organism: Symsagittifera roscoffensis
Lineage: Eukaryota; Metazoa; Xenacoelomorpha; Acoela; Convolutidae
Product: dihydroxy-acid dehydratase-like
Exons: 7
Coding region: 335-2047 (570 amino acids)
Biological process (GO): branched-chain amino acid biosynthetic process
Molecular function (GO): dihydroxy-acid dehydratase activity
Source: RefSeq, a predicted model, not a curated record
UCACAACACAACGCAUACAACUACAUUUACACCACCACAUGCACUGCGUUAUACACUGUAUUCAAUAUCUAGUUUCUUGUAAAAACAAAUUCUAUGGCUCUGCUCGAAAUAUGCAGCUUCCGUAUUUAAAUCAAUUGCUCGCAUUUGCUGUUCUUUGUUUUAAAAUUGAUAUUGCAAAAGCAAACAUCUUACAGAGCCCUCUUAUCCUCACCGCACUUAUACCAAUUUCAUUACUCGUUUUUUAUCCUCAAGUCGAAUUUAAUUAAUCAGAGGUGUGUGGGUCUGAAAUCACGAUGACCGUAUCAAUAAUCAGGCAAGUCGCUUAAAAAAGAUAAUGUCGACCCUAGAAGAUAUCGAGGACUUCCCGACCGAUUCCUGUCGCCAGUACAGUGUGAAGUUGACAGACGAUCCGAGACAGAACACCAGCCAGACAUUCUUCUACGGCAUAGGGCUAAAUGAAGCCGACCAGAAGAAGCCUUUCGUGGGUAUCUCCAGCUGCUGGAUCGAGGGCAACCCCUGCAACAACCACCUGGACCAGCUGGCUGCAUGGGCGAAAAAGAGCAUAGAACAGAACGGGAUGAAUGGGUUGAGAUUCAAUGCAAUCAGCAUAAGUGACGCCAUCUCGAUGGGCACAGAGGGCAUGCGCUACUCUCUCCUGUCGAGGGAGAUCAUAGCAGACUCGGUGGAGACGGUGACAGAGUGUCUGCACUAUGACGCCAAUAUCAGCAUCCCCAACUGCGACAAGAACAUGCCGGGGGUCAUUAUGGCCCAAGUGCGCAUCAACAGGCCCUCCAUUGUCAUCUACGGAGGAUCCAUGUACGUCAAAGAGCACAAAGGUAAGAUCUACGACGUCGGGCAAACAUCUGAGCUGUACGGCCAGAUGAUAGCCGGACUGAUCACAAACGAGGAGCGAAUCGAGAUCAACAAGAUCUCCUCCGACUGUUCCGGAUCAUGUCCAGGGCUGUACACUGCGAACACGAUGGCAGUGGCCAUAGAAGCUAUGGGCAUGAGUCUCCCCAACAGUUCCUCCACACCUGCUCUGCACGAAGAGAAGGAGAAAGAGUGUUUGAAAAUUGGCGCCGUUAUGAAGAGACUUCUAGUUAGAAACAUUAAGCCCCUCGAUAUAAUAACCAGAAAGUCUCUGGAAAAUGCGAUUACUGCAGUUUGCGCCAUUGGUGGAUCCACCAAUGCCGUUCUGCACAUAUUGGCUAUAGCUCACACAGCCAAUAUCCGAUUAGACAUAAAGGAUUUCCAGCCAAUCAGUGAUCGAGUUCCUUAUAUUGGCAAUCUUAAGCCCAGUGGAAAAUAUUUCAUGCCCGAUUUGCAUAAUGUCGGGGGAACUUCUAUCUUUUUGAAGCAUUUGCUGGAUAACGGCUACCUCAAUGGGGAUUGCUUGACAGUUACAGGAACUACUUUAUCAGAAAACUUGGCAAACACGCCAAGUUUGGAAGAUUUGAAACAAGAUGUGAUUUUCAGCUGCAAAACGCCUAAAAAAGCAACAUCCAAUUUGAAAUUACUGCAUGGCAAUUUAGCUCCAGAAGGCUCAGUUGCGAAAAUUAGCGGAAAAGAAGGACACUUUUUCAAAGGACCGGCAAUUGUUUUCGACAGCGAGAAAGAAAUGCUUGAAAGUUUCAAGCAUCAGCAGAUCAAGAAAGGAAUGGUUGUUGUCAUCCGAUUCGAGGGUCCCAAAAACGGGAUGCCUGAAAUGCUCUACCCGACUGGCGCUUUAGUGGGUGCAAACUUGAGCCAACAUUGUGCCCUGGUCACCGACGGAAGGUUCAGUGGAGCUUCACAUGGAUUCAUCAUAGGUCACGUGAGCCCAGAAGGCUUCAACGGGGGUCCAAUAGCUUUGGUACAAAACCAUGAUGUCAUCACCAUUGACAUUGACAACCUUUCUCUUCAAGUGCAUAUUUCAGAAGAAGAGAUGGAAAACAGAAGGGAACACUGGAUCAAGCCCCCUUUGAAGUGUAAACAUGGCUCUUUGAGGAAGUUUGCGAAGGUCGUUCAAAGUGCUUCCAAAGGCUGCGUUACCGAUUGUCCAAUUUAAUGGAUGAGAAAAAUUAAAUGACUUUUACUAAAAAACCUAGAUAUUCUAUAAUCUGUGUUUCAGGUUCUAAAUAUACGCAAGCUACUUAGCUUACCUUUAUUUAUAAACAAAUUUUGACAGUCAA